AUGGCGUCACCUUCUUUGGACGACUUUGACUUUAUUCUAGUGAUGAUCCAUGAUGUGCAUGGGUUACCAAAGGGGCGUCUCAUGGCAAAGACAAGAAUGGCGGGAAUCGUCAAAGAUGGGCUGGGAAUUUACGGAGGGGUAUGUUACUUUGGCAUUCGAGGAGAAGUUUUUGCCCACGAAGACAUUGGUUACAGCAACUAUGGAAAUAAAACUUUGAAACCCAUACUGAGCACAUUGAAACCAUGUCCAAAUCUGGGUGGUGGCAAAUUCAAAGUUGGCCAGGUUCUGUGUCAGCUUGAAAACUUGGAUGGCAAAUUAGACAUAUCGGUUCCACGUACUGCAGCAGAAGUACAGAUAGACAGACUUAGGAACGAACUAGGUCUUACAGUAAAGUCUGCUUUUGAAAUAGAAUUCACAGUCAGAGAAUCUGAGAGCAAACAAUACUUUGGGCAUGAUGGGAAAUGGUCGUCUAUCAACACUUUACAUGACUAUCAGGGUUUGUUGUUCGACCUGGUUCAAGAACUAUCUGAAAGAGGUGUCGCUAUUGAUUCGCUACAGACAGAAUACGGGCCUGGACAAUUUGAGUUUACACUGGACGUCGCUGAAGGCAUCCAGGCUGCCGAUCGAACUCUGGAAUUUAAGAACGCUACGAAGACGUUAAUGAAAUCUAGAGGUUUUGAAGCAUCUUUCAUGACGAGGACAGAUCUAGCUUUUGGAGUAAGCAACGGUUUUCACUGGAAUCAUUCCUUAUGGACGCCAUCGGGGCAAAAUGCGCUGGUUGAUUUGAGCAGGCCCAAUAAACUCUCUGAACUUGGGUGUCACUGGUUGGCUGGUUUGAUCGAGCACGCUCCAGCAAUGACAGCAUUUUGUAACCCAACAGUUAACUGUUACAGGUUAGUUCUGUAG
This is a messenger RNA of Candidula unifasciata, 906 nucleotides long. The record is from the annotation of a GenBank genome assembly. NCBI's taxonomy places the organism in Eukaryota, Metazoa, Mollusca, Gastropoda, Stylommatophora, Geomitridae.